This is a messenger RNA of Acanthisitta chloris (rifleman), 825 nucleotides long. RefSeq names its product protein WWC3-like. NCBI's taxonomy places the organism in Eukaryota, Metazoa, Chordata, Aves, Passeriformes, Acanthisittidae. The transcript has 7 exons. Gene Ontology annotation, biological process: negative regulation of organ growth; cell migration; regulation of DNA-templated transcription. Gene Ontology annotation, molecular function: molecular adaptor activity; kinase binding. Gene Ontology annotation, cellular component: cytoplasm. The annotation marks the transcript as partial. The record is from RefSeq and is a predicted model, not a curated record.
GAUUACAAAGCCAUUGACGUUUGCUGACUGUGUCGGUGAUGAGCUUCCUUUAGGAUGGGAAACUGUUUACGAUCAACAGAUUGGAGUUUAUUAUAUGGACCACAUAAAUCAGCUCACACAGAUUGAGGACCCAAGGGAGCAAUGGAGGAGGGAGCAAGAACGCAUGCUAAAGGAAUAUUUAAUAGUUGCCCAGGAGGCACUCAAUGCCAAGAAGGAGAUUUACCAAAUAAAGCAGCAGCGUUUUGAACUAGCCCAAGAAGAAUAUCAACAGUUGCACAAAAUGUGUGAGGAUGACAGCCGUUCUUAUGCCAGCUCAUUCUCUGGAUUUUCAACUAAUACCAAGUAUGACCCAUAUCAGAUUAAAGCAGAAAUAGCCAGUCGUCGUGACAGACUUUCUAGGCUAAAACGAGAAUUGGCACAGAUGAAACAGGAGCUGCAAUAUAAAGAAAAAGGAGUUGAAACUCUGCAAGAGAUUGAUCGUAAGAUGUCAAAUGCUCAUACAAAUUACAGACUGGAUGAAGCACAAGCUAUAAUGAGUGAACUUCGAACCAUAAAGAAAGCUAUAUGCACAGGUGAAAAAGAAAGGCAGGACCUUAUGCAGAGCCUGGCCAAGUUAACAGAUGGAUUCAGGAAUAGCUGUUGUAUUACAGAUUCCCUGCAGGAUCUCCAGCACAACUCUGGCUCGCUCAGCGACUCCUGUUUACCUCAACAACACUGUGAUGCUUGUUCUCAGACUGACAUCACUGGAGAGUUUGGGUUUGAUGACAAAACAAGACUUGUAGACAAAGUAAGACUGAACUGGCAAUAUGAAGAGGCCAAGAAAAG